AUGUGCUUGCUGCACAAUUCCAUCCUGCGCGGAUACAACUCCAUCUACAACCAAGCCAACGGCAUCCAAGAGGCCGACAAGGCCGAUUUCAUCGGGUAUUCUCAAGCUUGGUUUAAAUUCGUUAAAUCACACCACGACGAUGAGGAAGUCUCGCUCUUCCCCAAGAUCGAGGACCUCUUGAAGGACAAGGAUGUCUUUGCCGGCACCCACAAGGAGCAUGAGUCUUUCCUUGGUGGUCUCGGCGAAUUCAACAAGUACCUUUCCUCGCUGUCCUCGCCCUCUGACUUCUCCGGCACCAAGCUCCAGGAAAUCAUGAAGACCUUUGAGGGAGCGUUCCAAAACCACUUCCACAGCGAGAUCCGAACCAUCGCCAACCUUGCCGAUCACCCGAACGCGCCGAAAGAGGGAACACCCGAGGCCGCAAACGCAAGCCUGACGUUCAAGACGUGGGGCAAGAGCACCGUGACCAAGGCCGGCACGGCGGAUGUGGUGCCGUUUUUCCUGCUCAACCUCGACCGCACGGCGGAGGAAGGAAUGUGGGCGAACUGGCCGCCCAUGCCGGCGCCGAUCAAGUGGGGUCUGAUCAAUAUCGCUGGUGCAUGGCACUGGGGCUGGUGGAAGUUUGCCAGCUGCGACGCGUCGGGCCACCCGAGAGAGCUGUAUGCGUUGCAGACGGUGCAGCUCGAGGACAAACCAAAGGCCGAACUAUAA
Molecule: messenger RNA, 711 nt
Organism: Colletotrichum truncatum
Lineage: Eukaryota; Fungi; Ascomycota; Sordariomycetes; Glomerellales; Glomerellaceae
Product: hemerythrinHHE cation binding domain-containing protein
Source: RefSeq, a predicted model, not a curated record